AGUCUCUCUCCCUCUCUCUCUGGAGCUUGUGCUCUCUCCCUCUCUCUCUCACUCUCUCUCAUGCUCUCUCCCUCUCCCGCUCCCUCUCCCCCCCCCUCUUGCUAUAGAGGGCUCCAACAGCAGUUCCCAGCCAGUGUGUUCGCUCUGUGUGCGUGUGUGCGCGUGUGUGUGCGCGCAUGCUGCUACUUUGUACUGUGAGGAACACACAGCCCAUGUGCUCUGUAUGGAUGUUGAUGAUACUCUGUGUAGCUUGAUUCUCUGCAAGCAGGCAAGAUGUCCAGCACACCACAUGACCCUUUCUAUUCUUCUCCUUUUGGCCCAUUUUAUAGGAGACAUACACCAUACAUGGUGCAACCAGAGUACCGAAUAUAUGAAAUGAACAAGAGGCUGCAGUCUCGUACAGAGACUGCAGAUGUACACCUGAGCCUGAAUCUAGCAAAGCAUGAUAGUGACAACCUUUGGUGGGAUGCCUUUGCAACUGAAUUUUUUGAAGACGAUGCAACCUUAACCCUUUCGUUUUGUUUGGAAGAUGGACCAAAGCGAUACACAAUUGGAAGGACUCUCAUUCCUCGUUACUUUAGCACUGUCUUUGAAGGAGGUGUAACAGACCUGUAUUACAUUCUCAAGCACUCAAAAGAGUCCUACCACAACUCUUCUAUCACAGUGGACUGUGAUCAAUGCACCAUGGUCACUCAGCAUGGAAAACCUAUGUUUACCAAGGUAUGCACAGAAGGGCGUCUUAUUUUGGAAUUUACAUUUGAUGAUCUAAUGAGAAUAAAAACAUGGCACUUUACCAUUAGACAGUACAGAGAAUUAGUCCCACGCAGCAUUCUAGCCAUGCAUGCACAAGACCCUCAGGUGCUGGAGCAGCUGUCCAAAAACAUCACCCGAAUGGGUCUGACAAACUUCACCCUCAACUACCUCAGGUUGUGUGUAAUAUUGGAGCCAAUGCAAGAAUUGAUGUCAAGACAUAAAACUUACAAUUUAAGUCCUCGAGACUGCUUGAAGACAUGUUUGUUUCAAAAAUGGCAGCGAAUGGUGGCACCACCAGCAGAACCCACAAGACAACCGACAACCAAACGGAGGAAAAGGAAAAAUUCAACCAGCAGCACUUCAAACAGCAGUGCUGGGAACAAUGCAAACAGCACCAAUAGCAAGAAGAAAACGGCAGCUGCAAACCUGAGUCUGUCAAGUCAGGUACCUGAUGUGAUGGUGGUAGGAGAACCAACUCUGAUGGGAGGCGAAUUUGGGGAUGAAGAUGAAAGGCUUAUCACUAGACUAGAGAAUACACAGUAUGAUGCAGCAAAUGGCAUGGAUGAUGAAGAAGAUUUCAACAGUUCACCUGCACUGGGAAAUAACAGCCCUUGGAACAGCAAACCUCCUGCUAACCAGGAAACCAAAUCUGAAAACCCAACACCACAAGCUUCCCAAUAGAUUAUUCUGCAGCAGCAUCCACUGCAAUGUACAUCGGUGGAUUAUAAUUACUAUUUCAGAGUGUUCUCUAAAUAAUGAAACACAUAAACAAACGCAAUCUUUCCCUGGGUACAGUAUCUAUUUCUAAAACUGCAGCCAGCUAUCUGAUAUUUUUUAAUUAGAGAAAAAUCAUGUGUGAGCUUCCCUGUCUAUUUCUUGGAAGCUUUCACAUAUGACACGAUACUGGCACUGACCUCAAUUAAAAUAAUUGAAAAUUAAAUAGCACCUCAUGGCAAAUUUCUAACAAUACAUUUUGUUGGAGGGGGGUUUUUUUCCUCAUCAAACGAAGGCCAUAUUUUAACAAGUCAUCAGUGCUCAGGAUCUCAUUAAGGUAACUAUGAAAAACUUUUUAAAAUUGUAAAAUAUUUUCUGCUAUUCAACUUGCACCUAAAAUUUCUUGUUUCAGAAAAAUAUCAGCUUUUUUUUAAAGUAAAUUAAAAUAUCCUUUAGUUCUUUCUUUAAAUCUUCUUUCAUUGGUUAACCAUUUAAAGGAUCCAGCAUUUUUAAUUUAUAUUACAGCUGAGGCCAAUAAAUAAUCCUUCUGUCAUUUAAUAAAAAGGCUGAAACAAGAAAUGUCUCUUUUCAUCAAAGACAUGAAAAAAUAUUUUUCUGUGGAGAAAGGCACCCAGUCCUAUGAGAGUUUAUGCUUUGUAAAAUUGCUGCUGAUCCAGAUAUUUUAAAGCCAUGUAAUCCAUUAAUUUUGUGGGCAGCUUAAUAAAUCUAAAACUUUUGUGUUUUUAUUAUUGUAUCUCAGUUGGCUUUGUUGCUAUUUCUUUUCAUAGUAUAUUUCUUGUAUAAUAUUUUUUGUAAAGCCCUCAAAGCAGUUAAUUUUUUGAUUCCAGUGUAUUUAUGUGAAACUUUAUAAAAGAAACUAAUUUUUUCAUUUACAUAUUAAUAUGUUCAACUCAUCAUGUAAAGACACAGUGAGUCAGUGUGUUAUAUAAUACAACUGUAUUUUAUGUAUGCUUUGCCAAUAAGUGUGCCAAUAAACUGUGUUAACAA
Messenger RNA from Alligator sinensis (Chinese alligator), 2475 nucleotides. It is a transcript of the gene LDB2, whose product is annotated as LIM domain binding 2. NCBI's taxonomy places the organism in Eukaryota, Metazoa, Chordata, Crocodylia, Alligatoridae. Gene Ontology annotation, cellular component: nucleus; transcription regulator complex. Gene Ontology annotation, biological process: negative regulation of transcription by RNA polymerase II; nervous system development; positive regulation of transcription by RNA polymerase II. The transcript is spliced from 9 exons. The record is from RefSeq and is a predicted model, not a curated record. The coding region runs from base 274 to 1434 and encodes 386 amino acids. Gene Ontology annotation, molecular function: LIM domain binding.